AUGGCGAAACAAAAUAACAAGCGACAAUUUUUAGUACCUGAGUAUGCAACAGAAAUAAGCAGUUUAAGUGAGUUUCUCGCAGAGUUUCGUGAUAAUUCAAUAGUAGAAAUUGAUAAUACAUAUGGUUAACGCAAAUAUAUGAUAGAGUUGGUAUGGUUUUAUUGAGAGUAAAAUAGCAAAAAAUUGCAAAUAGAUAAACUAAUAGGAUAGAUAUCUACAUCGAAGAUCUUGAAUACUUCUACAAUGAUAGAAUAGAUUUCGUUAAUAAAAUAAAGACAAAUACCUUAUCCUAUCAAAGAUUGCUAUAUGAUGCUUGUGAUAGACUUAUGCCUCAAUAAACUAGAGAUUUUGAAUAAAACUUUGAUUUAUUUGAUGAAGAGAUUAAUGCACAGAGACAAUAGAAUUUAGAGUAAGAUGGAAAUAAUAACCAAUAGAAGAGAUUACCUCCAGAAUUGAUUCGUAGAUAGUAUAUAUUAAUGUGUAUAAAUCUAGCUAACUUUUUAUAAUUCGAGGUCCAUAAACAAAAUAAUAAAUCUUAUCAAUACGUAAUCUUAAAGCUUAAUUGAUUGGCUCAUUAAUUACGAUAAAAGCAAUGGUUGUUAGAACAUCAGAAGUUAGACCAUAAAUUAUAGUUGCAUGUUUUUCAUGUGAUGCAUGUGGAUAUGAGAACUAUUAAACAAUUCAUGGCAAAACAUUCACUCCAAUGCUUGAUUGUGCAAGUGAUAAAUGUAGAGAUAAUAAAGUAAGAGGUAGAUUGAUAUUCAAUCAUGGCAGUUCUAAGUUUAUAUCUAAUUAAGAAAUCAAAAUCUAAGAACUUAAAGAAUAAUUACCUAAAGGAUCAAUCCCUAGAUCAUUUACAGUUAUGGCUAGAGGAGAUAGCAAUAUUAGAGUUUGUUCUCCUGGAGAUAUUGUUACUAUUUAAGGUAUCUUUUUACCUGUUGAAAAAGAGGGAUUCUUUGCAAACAAAACCUAAUUUUAUAGUACAUAUAUAGAAGCAUUUCAUAUUAAAAGAGAUAAAAAGAAAUUCAAAGAAAUUGACAUAGAAAGUGUACAUGGUCAUAAGAUUUUUGAAGAUAUUAAAAAAUAUCCAUUUAGUGAUUUGUAUAUGAAAUUAGCGAAAUCAAUUGCUCCUGAAAUCUUUGGAAUGGAAGAUGUUAAAAAAGCAUUAUUAUUAAUGAUUGUAGGAGGAGUAAGCAAAGAGAUGCAUGAUGGAUUAAAAAUAAGAGGAGAUAUAAAUGUAGCAUUAAUAGGAGAUCCAGGAGUAGCAAAAUCGUAAUUGUUGAGAUACAUAUCUCAAGUAUCACCAAGAGGAGUUUAUACAACUGGUAAAGGAUCUUCUAGUGUUGGUCUUACAGCCGCAGUUAUUAGAGAUCCAGUCACUGGUGAAAUGGCAUUAGAAGGAGGUGCUUUAGUUAUGGCUGAUAGGGGAGUAUGUUGUAUUGAUGAAUUUGAUAAAAUGAAUGAAAGUGAUAGAACAGCUAUUCAUGAAGUUAUGGAAUAAUAAACUGUUAGUAUUGCUAAAGCUGGUAUUACUACUACUCUUAAUGCCCGUACAUCUAUUUUAGCAGCUGCCAAUCCUUUAUAUGGAAGAUAUAAUAAAAAAUAAACACCACAUCAAAAUAUCAACCUUCCUGCUGCUUUAUUAUCUAGAUUUGAUCUUAUAUUCAUUUUAUUAGAUGAAAUCAAUCAAGAUGCUGAUACUAAAUUGGCAUCACAUAUUGGUAGAGUUCAUCAAAAUAAAUAUAAGGAAAUGGAACAUCAAGAUUUAUAUUCAGUUGAUGAAAUUACUACAUUUGUUGCUUUGUCUAAAUAAUAUGAACCUAUACUCACUUCAGAAAUACAUUAAUAUAUUGCUGAUUAAUAUGUUGAAAGAAGAAAAUAAACAUUUGAUAAAACACUUGAUGGAUAUUCUUAUACAACACCAAGAACUUUGUUAGCCAUCAUUAGAUUAUCAUAAGCUAUUGUAAUUAUUUAUACAUUUCAUAUUUUAGGCUAAAUUGCAAUUGGCUGAUAGAGUCACACAAAGAGAUGUUGAAGAGGCUAUUAGAUUGAUGGAUAUUUCAUAAGAAAGUGUUAGGAGAGCAUAACAAAUAGAUGGUAUCUAUUUUAUUUAUUUUUUAGAUACUGUUUAAAGAAAAGAUAAGACUGCUAAAUUAUAUGAACUAUUAUCAUCUUUAUGUAAUAAAAAUAAAGGAACAAUUAAUAAAGAUUAAUUUAUUAGAUAAGCUAUGAGCAAAGGAUCUUAAAUGUAAGAAAUUGAAGAGUUUUUAAAUACAUAUUCAUCACUUAACUAAAUUCAAAUUCAUGGAGAUCAAAACGAUAGAAUUACUCUAGUAUCAUGA
Messenger RNA from Paramecium sonneborni, 2342 nucleotides. Lineage: Eukaryota; Ciliophora; Oligohymenophorea; Peniculida; Parameciidae. The record is from the annotation of a GenBank genome assembly.